Messenger RNA from Truncatella angustata, 1298 nucleotides. RefSeq lists its product as uncharacterized. Bases 205 to 888 code for a protein of 227 amino acids. The record is from RefSeq and is a predicted model, not a curated record. Gene Ontology annotation, biological process: proteolysis. The transcript has 3 exons. Gene Ontology annotation, molecular function: cysteine-type peptidase activity; deNEDDylase activity. Lineage: Eukaryota; Fungi; Ascomycota; Sordariomycetes; Amphisphaeriales; Sporocadaceae.
CUCUGUCAAGAAGGAAGUCCUUUCUCGGGGUAUACCUCAGCACAUACCUCGCUUCCCCGUUCAAAAGAUAAGUGGUGCCACUCGCUUAACUUCUUCUACACAGUUGUCCCCCGGCCCCAGAGGCGAUCAGGCUUAUCUAUCGUGUAAGUCCGCUUCAACCUUCCCUCCUUCCUCGGAUAACUGCGACAGUUUUGGGCUAACACCAUGCUAGAUCACGAUGUUUGUUUAACCUACGAAGAUGUCAAGUCUCUUAGACAGGACUGGCUCACUGACAAUAACAUCGCCUUCUGGGAGGAGUUUUUAGAACAAGAAAUCCUCACAAAGUAUCCCCAGGCCAACAUUGUUCUCCUGCGUCCUUCCAUGACGUUCCUGCUGAUGAAGGACACCGAUACCGUAGGCGUCCGACAAGCCCUGCCCUCAUUCAAGCAUGUCACCCACAUCUUUUUGCCUAUCAACGACAAUAGGAACGUCUCCAUGGCGGAAGGCGGUUCGCAUUGGUCUCUGCUCCUUGUGAGUAUAAUUGACGGUGUUGCUUUCCACUACGACUCUCUUGAGGGAGCCAACAACGACGAGGCUCGACUUUGUCUUCGCCGACUAGAGCCUGUCCUGCAAAAGAAGCUACGUUUUCACUAUCUUUCUGAGUGUCCCCAGCAGGACAAUGGCAGUGACUGUGGCGUUUUCGUAUGCAUCAUUAUGCGCCAUCUGCUCACCAAGCGACUUCUUGCCGUCAAUGCCGGCGAGAAAAUCUCCAUGAGCAUGGCGCACAAGGCAAUUGAUGCCAUCGGCGCCCGGAAGGAGAUGAUCACCAUUAUCAACAACUUGCGCAAGGAGGGAGAGAGAAGACGGUCGACAAGCAGCCACAGUAACACGCCGCCCCGUAUUGAGUAGGCCACUGCACCUUUCCUCUAUCUCAACCGACCCAACUGCAAUGAGAGAAGCUCAUAUAUCCGGCGCGGCUUUUUCCAAACACAGCUUCGGGCCCUUUUUUCUCGUUGUCUGCCCAUCGACUGAUCCCCGCUUUCUCCCUGGGUAACUUAGUCUGACUACACAACCUGCUAAGGUGGUAACUAAAUUAUGACUUAUGUUUGCACCAAUCUCAGUACAAACUGCUGGGUCCUGGAUCAGGUUGCACUAGUCGGCAGAAUACGGCAAAAUACACCGUGGGUCGUCAAAUUGGUCGACGAGCGACCGGAUAGUCUUGCUCAAAACAUACAGCGAGUUUCUCACCAUGUUUGCUCUGUAAUAUAUGGAGGUUGCAAGUACCACUCUUACUAUAGGCCAUGGAAUAGCAUCCGGCG